Molecule: messenger RNA, 1703 nt
Organism: Erigeron canadensis
Lineage: Eukaryota; Viridiplantae; Streptophyta; Magnoliopsida; Asterales; Asteraceae
Product: sn-2 acyl-lipid omega-3 desaturase (ferredoxin), chloroplastic-like
Exons: 8
Coding region: 104-1441 (445 amino acids)
Biological process (GO): lipid metabolic process
Molecular function (GO): oxidoreductase activity, acting on paired donors, with oxidation of a pair of donors resulting in the reduction of molecular oxygen to two molecules of water
Source: RefSeq, a predicted model, not a curated record
UAUGCAUACAUCUACAUAUAUAUACCCAUAAAAUAGUAAAGUAUCUAGGGUUAAGUGGGAAGAGAGAACAUUAUCUUUCCGUCUAUCUUAAGGUUCUCUCACAAUGGCAGGAUUGGUGUUAUCAGGUUGUGCCCUUAAACCUUAUUCCCAAUCUUUAGCCAUACCCACUAAAGGGUUUAUCAAAAACCCAUCCAAGAUUCUUGUUUUCAACCAUAAAGAUCCAAUCUUUUCAUCAAAAACAGCCCCAGAUGGCCUUAUUUCUAAAUGGGCUGUCAAAGUUAGUGCCCCAUUCAAGAUGCCAUCAUUAGAUGAACAAGAUUUAGACAUACAGAGAAAUGGUCUUGAUGAAAAGAUUGUGGAAGAAAAGGAUGAUGUAUUUGAUGCAGGGGCACCACCACCAUUUAAGUUGGCUGAUAUUAGAGCUGCUAUACCAAAACAUUGUUGGACUAAAGAUCCAAUGAGGUCAAUGAGUUAUGUUGUUAGAGAUGUUGCCAUUGUUGUUGGCUUAGCAGCCGGUGCAGCUUAUCUUAAUAAUUGGCUUGUUUGGCCACUUUAUUGGGCUGCUCAAGGGACCAUGUUUUGGGGCCUUUUUGUUCUUGGUCAUGAUUGUGGCCAUGGGAGCUUCUCAAAUGAUCCUAAGCUGAAUAGUGUGGUUGGGCAUCUUCUACAUUCUUCAAUUCUUGUACCUUAUCAUGGAUGGAGAAUCAGCCAUAGAACGCAUCAUCAAAACCAUGGGCAUGUUGAAAAUGACGAAUCUUGGCAUCCGUUACCCGAGAAAACAUUCAGGAGUUUGGAUUGGAUUACACGAAUACUGCGCUUCACCGCCCCUUUUCCGUUGCUUGCGUAUCCAUUUUAUCUAUGGAAUAGAUCUCCCGGAAAGACUGGUUCACACUUUGAUCCAAAUAGUGACUUGUUUAAUCCAGUAGAGAGGAAAGACGUGAUCACUUCAACAAUUUGCUGGACAACAAUGUUUGCUUUGCUUGUUGGUUUGAAUUUUGUUGUUGGUCCAAUACAAAUGCUAAAACUCUAUGGCAUUCCAUAUUGGAUAAAUGUUAUGUGGUUGGACUUUGUUACUUACUUGCAUCACCAUGGUCAUGAAGAUAAACUUCCAUGGUAUCGCGGAAAGGAAUGGAGUUAUCUUAGGGGGGGACUGACCACCAUUGAUCGUGAUUAUGGUUGGCUUAAUAAUAUUCAUCAUGACAUCGGAACUCAUGUCAUUCAUCAUCUCUUUCCCCAGAUCCCGCAUUAUCACCUAAUUGAGGCUACGGAGGCUGUUAAGCCGGUAUUAGGGAAAUAUUAUCGUGAGCCAAAAAAGUCACAGGCUCUACCUCUCCACCUACUCGGGGAACUAAUCACUAGCUUGAGGAAAGACCAUUUUGUUAGUGACACUGGAGACGUCUUGUACUACCAAACUGACCCAAAGCUUAGCGGGGAACAGUAGUUAAAAGAUCAUUUAGGUAUACGUCGAUAUUGGCUUGGGAUGAUGACCAUUAUGUGUCUUAUUUCAAGCAACAAUUUUUUUUUUAAAGAUUAUUUCAAGCAACAUUAAGUUAUACAUCUAUAUAGUAUGUUAAUAGAGUUUUGAGGCGCAAGUUUAGAUGUUUAGUAAUUUCUUUAUUUAUUAGGGCCAUUUUUUUUGAUGUAACAUUAACAUGGCUUUUGAUGGAAAAAAGAAAGGAAAUGGAGUAUGCUUUGUUUUGCUA